GAACCUCUUACGGGGUCGCGCACACAGACCGAGGUGCCCAGGCCUGGGUUCCAGUCCUGACUGUGCCACGUGGGCACGAGGGGCGUGCCCGUCGUCCUGCACAGGGGGGACCACCAGGACGGCCGUGCAGCAGUCUGGGUAGCCGUCCGGGUAGCUGUCCUGGCCCCUGGGCUCUGAGGGGUCCUGGCUCCUCUGAGGCCCAGGAGCCAGGUGGACGGCGGCGACAUGGACCAGCCAGGACCGCCCACUCCCAUGGCAGAAGAAAAUGAAGUGAAGUACGACCGUAACAACAACGAGGAGGAGGAGGGGGAGCGGCUGGAUUUCGACAAUGGGGAUGAGGUUCCAGACGCAGACGGACAAGCACCUGGGGCCCCCCAGGCAGAUGACGCGGGAGCCGCCGCCCCCACCCCCACCACCGCCACUGACACCGUCUCCGCCACCGGCCCCGCCACUGACACCACCGUCACCGCCACUGACGCCGCCACCACCACUGACACCACUGUCACCGCUGCCACCGUCUCCACUGCGGGCUCAGGAGGUGAAAACGGGAGGCCGGGCGCAGACGCGGCCGCGCCGGCAGAACCUCCUAAACUCGUGGUCCCGCCGAGGGUCAACCCCUACUCUGUCAUCGACAUCACGCCCUUCCAAGAGGACCCGCCCCUGCCCGCAGACGCAGACGCCCAGGAGGAGCCCACGGGCUUGCAUGUGCCCAGCGGCUACUUGGUGCCGGUGCCCUGUGGCUACGCCGUCCCCUCCAACCUGCCCCUGCUCCUGCCCGCCUACUGCAGCCCUGUGGUCACGCCCGUCGACCCCACAGAGACACAGGAAGCAGCGGAAGACAACCAGUUUAACUCCUUAGGUUCUGAGGAUCCAGCAAACAGCGAAGAUCCGGCCCACAGGGAGGAGAGCGCGCUCGCCCGGUGGGUUGCAGACCCAGACAACACAGCCUGGAUGGAGAAUCCGGAAGAAGCCAUCUACGAUGACGUGCCCAGAGAAAACUCAGACUCGGAGCCAGACGAGAUGAUUUACGAUGACGUGGAGGACGGAGCCGAGGGCGGGGACAGCUCCCUGGAGUGCGGCUGGAGCUCCAGCGAGUUCGAGAGCUACGGGGAGCAGAGCGACUGCGAGAGCAGAGACGGGCCCCCCCGCCCCUUCCUGCGCGGUGGCCACAGGAAGCAGCUCUCCUGUGACCUAACCCGCUUAAAGGAGCACUAUGAGAGAAAGAUGCGAGCCUUGAUGGCAAACACGGUGGGAGCGGUAGAGAUGCAGCAGCUAAAGCAGAGGCAGGAGCGGAAGAUGCAGAAGCUCAUGAGGGCGGCGAGGGAAGGCACCAAGGACGGGCUGGAGCGGACCAAGGCUGCGGUGAAGCGGGGCCGCUCCUUCAUCAGGACCAAGUCUUUCGUCUCUGCAGAUCACAGGUCCUGUCUGGAGGAGGAGGAGCAGAACGUCUUUAUCGACGUGGACUGCAGGCACCCGGAAGCCGUCCUGACCCCGAUGCCUGAAGGCUUAUCUCAGCAGCAGGUGGUGAGAAGGUACAUUCUGGGCUCCGUGGUCGACAGUGAGAAGAACUAUGUGGAUGCUCUAAAGAGGAUCCUGGAGCAAUAUGAGAGGCCGCUGUCCGAGAUGGAGCCCAAGAUGCUGAGCGAGAGGAAGCUGCGGACCGUGUUCUACCGGGUCAAGGAGGUCCUGCAGUGCCACUGCCUGUUCCAGAUGGCGCUGGCCAGCCGCGUGGCCGAGUGGGACUCCGUGGAGAUGAUCGGAGACGUCUUCGUGGCCUCGUUUUCCAAGUCCAUGGUGCUGGAUGCUUACAGUGAAUAUGUGAAUAAUUUUAGCACAGCGGUGGCAAUCCUUAAGAAAACGUGUGCUACAAAACCUGCUUUUCUUGAAUUUUUAAAGCAGUGCCAGGAGUCCAGCCCCGACCGCGUCACGCUCUACAGCCUGAUGAUGAAGCCCAUACAGAGGUUCCCGCAGUUCAUCCUGCUGCUCCAGGACAUGUUGAAGAACACGUCCCGAGGCCACCCCGACCGGCUGCCCCUGCAGAUGGCGCUGACGGAGCUCGAGACACUGGCAGAGAAGCUGAACGAGAGAAAGAGGGACGCUGACCGGCGCUGCGAGAUCAGGCAGAUAGCCAAGGCUGCCAACGAGCGCUACGUGAGCAAGCUUCUCAGCAGCGGGAGUAGGUACCUCGUGCGCUCCGACGACAUGAUUGAAACCGUCUACAACGACCGGGGCGAGGUGGUGAAGACCAAAGAGCGCCGGCUCUUCAUGCUGAGCGACGUGCUGAUGUGCGCCACGGUCAGCACGCGCACCUCGCACGACAGCAGCGCGCUGACGUCCACCAGCCAGCGGUACCUGCUGAAGUGGAGCGUCCCUCUUGGGCACGUGGAAGUCGUAGAAUAUGGUGGCAGCGACGGCGCCGGGGAGAGCAGCCGGUGUCCCCUGGUGCACGUGCCCGAGAGCCUGGCAGUGGUGGCCAGCACCAAGCCAAGUCUGUGCUGUUUUCUGUCGUCUUGUUUUGCAGACAGGGUUUACAUGGGGCCAGGACAGCUGUAUCAGGAUCUACAGAACUUGCUGCAUGACUUAAAUGUCAUUGGUCAGAUCACUCAACUGAUUGGAAACCUCAAAGGGAACUAUCAGAACUUGAACCAGUCAGUGGCCCACGACUGGACCUCGGGGUUACAGAGACUCGUCUUGAAGAAGGAAGAGGAGAUCAGGGCGGCCGACUGCUGCCGGAUUCAGCUGCAGCUCCCGGGGAAGCAGGACAAGUCCGGCCGGCCCACCUUCUUCACCGCCGUGUUCAACACCUUCACCCCUGCCAUCAAGGAGUCUUGGACCCACAACCUGCAGAUGGCCAAGCUCGCGCUCGAGGAGGAGAACCACCUGGGCUGGCUCUGCGCGGAGGAUGACGGGAACCAGAUUAAGAAGGAGAGACACCCCCUCCUCGUGGGACACAUGCCGGUGACGGUGGCCAAGCAGCAGGAGUUCAAGAUCGAAUGUGCGGUUUAUAACCCCGAGCCGUACCUUAAUGACGAGGCCCGGCCAGACUCCUGUUCCACGGCUCACGGCUUCCUGUGGAUCGGAAGCUGUGCCGCUCAGAUGGGCCAGAUCGCCAUUGUCUCCUUUCAAAGUCCCGGCCCCAAAGUCAUCGAGUGCUUCAACGUCGAGUCCCGCAUCCUGUGCAUGGCGUACGUGCCCGCGGAGGAGAAGCCCCGGGGGCCCGGCGUCCGCCCGGAGCCCGAGGCUACGGCAGGGCACGCACUGGGCGUCCCCACCGUCUGCUUAGGGACGGAGGAGGGGAGCAUCUCCGUCUAUAAGAGCAGCCAGGGCUCCAAGAAGGUGCAGCUCCAGCAUUUCUUCACCCCCGAGAAGUGCGCGGUCCUGAGCUUGGCCUGCUCGCCGCGCAGCCUGUACGCCGGCCUGGUCAGCGGGGCCGUGGCCGUCUACGCCAGAGCAGAAGAUGGAUCCUGGAAUUCAGAACCUCAGAAAGUGCUGAAGCUGGGUGUCCUACCGGUUCGAAGUCUCCUGAUGACGGAAGACAGCCUGUGGGCCGCGUCCGGGGGCCAGGUGUUCAUCAUCAGUGCGGGGGCUCAGGCUGUGGAGGGUCAGCUUGAGGCCCACCAGGAGGAGGGCAUGGUGGUCUCACACUUGGCCGUUGCCGGCGUGGGGAUCUGGGUGGCCUUCACCUCGGGGUCCACCCUCCGCCUGUUCCACACAGAGACCCUCAAGCAUCUCCAGGACAUCAACAUAGCCACCCCCGUCCACCACAUGCUGCCAGGGCCCCAGCGGCUGUCUGUGACCAGCCUCCUCGUCUGCCACGGCUUGCUGAUGGUGGGCACCAGCCUGGGUGUCGUGGUGGCCUUGCCUGUCCCUCGUCUGCAGGGCAUCCCCAAGGUGACCGGAAGAGGCAUGGUCUCCUACCACGCGCACAACGGGCCCGUCAAGUUCCUGGUCGAGGCCACAGCCGCCCUCAAGACAGAUAAGGACAAGCCCAGGGACAGCCCGCCCCCCAGCGUGGACCCCCAGGACGAAGACCAGAGGGACGCGCUCCCCGGCGAGGGGCCCGGGCCCUGCCCCGCUCGGAGCAGCCCCGACGCCGUGUGGCUGGGGGCUUCGCUGGGCUCCACGACCCAGCCCAGCGACGUCUCCUCCUCGUCCGGGUCCCUGACGCCGUCCCAGGGCUCCGGCUCCCUGGAGCCCCGAUCAGAGGAGGGCUUCCUCCAGGACCUCCUGCGGCACCCUGGCAUCUCCGCCGGCCGAGGGCGGAGGGCCAGGAAGGCCAAGGCCAGCUCCGUGCUGGUGGCCUGCGGGGGCCAGGGCCACCGGCGGGUGAGCAGGAAGGCCAGGCAGCAGCGGCCAGAGGAGCUGGUCUCCUCUGUCAUGGUCUGGCAGAUCCCUCUGCUGAACGUGUGAGCCGAGAUCGCCACCCCGGACGGUCUCAGCCAAGCCCCAGGGCCAGGGCGAGCGCGUGUGUCUGCCCUGGUCGGGUACCCAUGACAGCGUCCCUGGGACAGAAGUGUGCAAUAGCAUCGAGGUGGCGCGUCCUGCCAGCUCCUCCCCUCUCCCCAGCGGCAGGGCCGAGCGUGGAAGCUCGUGAGGACGGCAGGCAGGAGGUGGUCCCGGGAGGACACGGUGCCCCGACCCCUGUGCCUUAAUCAUCACGGCCCCCCCAGACCGGUUCUCACACUGUCCUGUCUUGUCACCUAGAGAAUCUGCCAACUCAGACCUCACAGGGAAGCCCAGCCCGUUCGGCAGUGGAGGGAUGUGGAAACGAUCCUUAGUCACGUGGCUUGAUUCUGGCUCACUCCUUUUAUUUAUAUGAUGAACCUUAACUCCAGGGUAGAACGCGUAACAGUGAAGAAGGCCAGGUAGCACUCACCAGUCCAGGUGGCGUCCUUGCUUUCCGAGGUGAGCUGGGUUUUCCAAAGAGGCAUGAUGUGUGUCUUGUAUGUCUUUAACAAAGUAGUAUUUUUAUGUUGCAUUUUGCUGUUAAAAAAACUAACAAAGGUUUAGUUGAUAUAUUUUCUGUAACGUUUCACAAAUAACGUUUGCUUUGAACCAAAAUGCUCAGCUCCUAUCGAGAUUGUAGACCCGAGUGCCGGUGCCAAAACAUUCACCUGUUCUCAUACUAAGUAAGCAGCGUCCAUCUCCGGGUCAGAGGUGCGUGUGUUGUAGUGCGGUGGGAGACGUGCCGGCGUGCUGGCCCGUCCUCCCUGCUGGCUUUGCACCUGUUGGCCAGGAACGCCACCUGAAGGACACAGGGGGCCGGCGGGGUGGGCGCCCCUGCGGGCGGCGGACAUGGGUGACAGGCAGCCCUCGGUCGGCAGGACCUGCCACUCGGCUGCACCGGCCUGCAGUCGUCCUGCGCGGGGUUCGGGGCUCAUCGUGCGCCACGUGGAUACAUGAUGUAAAUUCUACUUACUGGAUGGAUUAAAAAAAAAAAAACUAAUGCAGGCCUUCGCCCGAGAUGAAGUUGUCAGCACAUUACAGGUGACUAAAAAUGCUAAUUUUAUGACUUUGCCAAAUAUUUUCCAAGGUGCGUGUGGACCCCCAUGUGAAAGUAAUACCUCCCCGAGCUUCUCAAACUAUCAGCUGCUCUUAUUUCAUAAAUAAAGUCUUUUUAUUUAAAAACAGUA
Molecule: messenger RNA, 5633 nt
Organism: Vicugna pacos (alpaca)
Lineage: Eukaryota; Metazoa; Chordata; Mammalia; Artiodactyla; Camelidae
Source: RefSeq, a predicted model, not a curated record